AUGAAGAAGCCUGGUCAGGCGGAACCGCCAUCCAGCGCAGAAUUUUCAGACGAACCGCCAUCCAAAGCAUCGACCUUAGAUGACGACUGUGGAAAUCUUGGUGAGAGUACAGUGUUGUCGCCUGCUGGCRAUGAAUCUAUCACGCUGCCACCAGAUUAUGGAUUUCGAGACGAAUUCCUAGGAGACGUCCCUCGGACCACCCGCUACGACACUUCCAGCGAGCCGUGGUACUGCGACUAUAAUGUUCGCACUUCCAUGAUGCUGGCUGAGAAGAUUACGGUGUUUGAGAUUCACUCCGAGUUCGACCUUCACUUGGGCUCGGAUCUUGAGCGUGUUGCCAUGCUCACUGCCACGAACCCGUCUACCCCAGGAACAAUGCAUGCAAGAGGCGUAUGA
Ramularia collo-cygni is the source of this 396-nucleotide messenger RNA. RefSeq lists its product as uncharacterized. The record is from RefSeq and is a predicted model, not a curated record. The transcript has a single exon. Lineage: Eukaryota; Fungi; Ascomycota; Dothideomycetes; Mycosphaerellales; Mycosphaerellaceae. The coding region runs from base 1 to 396 and encodes 131 amino acids.